UGUCUUAGUUUUAUUAACUAGGUUGUUCUACUCGUUUCACCUAUUCAGUUCGGUUAAUUAAGUGUAAAAUGGACAAGAAAUAAGAUAUAUAGAAAUAUAGAAACUAUUAUUACUGUACUGUACAAAGGAACAAAUGGAGACAAGUAAUUAUUUAAACGAACUGUGGAGUCUUCAUACUUCUCGGGGUAAUCUUUCAAGCUUGUUUCAAUACUUAGAGGAAUUUGUUGGUGCUUAUGCUCCGUUAGUUGAACAUGAUUUUAAUGCAAAAGAUGUCAAGCAAAUGAACAUACCGACUGGCAGUUGUUACCGAAUACUUGCCGACAAAUCAAUUCUGCUCGACCAUUUACCAUCUGGUCUACUACAGCUAAUACAUACACGGCUUAUGUUGCUACAAGAUCAAUGUUCGGUUGAAUUUACAAUCGCAGAUGUUCGUUUAUCCACAUAUCUUGUCCAAGCACUUAUUGUAGUGUGCAGGACAGGCAGUCUUGCAUUGAUUAAUCUUUCAUCCAGUAUUAUCGGGCAUGUUAUUGUAAUAUCAUCGCAAGUAGUUGCAAUGUUAAGAAAAGGUGAGUUCAGUAAGAAUGUGCGUAACCACGAAAACUUGAAAGAUUUCAUGAAAACUUCUCUUCAUUUUCUUCAAUCAAUUUACGAUCCUGAAUUAAUUUGGAAGAAAUGUGUGGACGGAGAUAAAACUGAAGCAACAGCUAAUACCAACGUUCCGCUUAUAAAUGCUGAAAUUGUUCCUUUCUUUUAUGAAACCCUUCAAAUCCACACAGGAGCUCUUACCAACACCCUACAGCGUCAAUUGCUCAACACUUUUGGUUCCAUCUUGUGUGGUUCGAAACGAAAUGCUCUUCUUAUCACCUCUGCAACUACACUGGAAAUAUUACUCAAGUUUUUAAGUGAGUACAUGGGCCUCGAAAGUGAAUCUAAGGAAGAUACGGAAACAUCGAUGACAACGGAUGUUGAUAGCGCUCGCUUGGUGUUGAAGAUUAUUGUUGAGAUGAUUCAUACACUGCAUAAUGCUGGUCGUGAACAGUGUCAACUUGAUGUUUCAACAAUACUUGGUGAAUAUUUUAAACUACUAACCAAAGCAAGUUCCGAACCAGACAUGCAAGUUAUGCUAUUAGGUUUUUUACCUGACAUAUUGGAAACAUUGGACAGAGCAGCAUUACAGAUGAUGUUACUUAACCAUGGUUGUCUUGAUCAUCUAAAAGCUGUUUUGGAAAACUUUAAAUCUCGUUGUGGGGAAACGGUCACAAAAGCUCAAUCGGAUGAAUUCGCUGUUAAAUUCGUAAACAUCGUUAAUUCCCUCGUGGCUGGAUCCAUGAGCGCAAAGGAUCAGUUUAGCCGUCUCCUUGGAACGCGGCUUAUGCUUGAUCAUUUCAAGGUCAUUUGCAUUCCCUCCAAAGAUAUUUUCUAUGCACUCCUCAGGAUGGGGGUUGAGACGGAUAUCGCAAUAUUAUCGAACCCAAUCAAAAACGUCUUCAUUAUUCUAAUGUUGUUUGAUUGGUUGCCAGAAAUAAAGCAGUCAGAGCAACAAGUAUGGUUAUCCUCCAUGUUAAACACCUUGUUUACUUCAUGCACUGCAAAUAAAAUACUUGCCGGCCAUUGCAAGAUACUUUCUAAGAUAAUUGUAAUGUUAAUACAAUAUCAAGACCUACACGAGCAGACGGUGUUAAAUUUGCUGAGUUUAACUGAGAAGUUGGGUUCUUAUUCGAUCACUCCACGACAAACGGCAGCACUUGUUGAACUUAUGAGACAAGAUUCGCCCAGACACCCUCAUAUGAACAAAUAUUUUGACAACAUUAUGAAAUGUUUAUCAAAAAUGUCGUCAAAAGAACCUUCUGAGCAAAAACCUGGAUAUUUCUUUGAUUUACAAGAUAGCACAUCGGGAAUCACAGCACCCACUAUUAAAAAGUGGGGAGGGUCAGGUUUUAGUUUGCAUUGCUGGGUUUGUUUGGAGUUCAUACCAUCUGUUCUAAGGGGGAGGAAAAGACGGCAACUAUACAGUUUCUCUACAGACCAAGGCACUGGUAUGGAAGCUUUCUUCACCCCUGACUGUCAACUUGUAGUUGCUGUUAGUACAAAGAAGAAUUAUUACACUGUGAUGUUGAAUGAAUAUCCACUUGCUGAUAAUAACUGGCAUUGUGUGCAAAUUACUCACCAACCUGCAAGGAAAAUGUUCGGUUCAAACGGAUUGUUACAAAUAUAUAUCGACGAUAGUUUGAAACUCUCUACUUCCCUCAGAUUCCCCACUUUAUCAUCUGCAUUCACCUUAUGUAACAUUGGAUCAUCGGGUCAUCGUACGACGGGAACUCCAACCACUUCUACUUCAUUUGCUUUUGCCAACGAAAACAAUUCAUCGAAUGCGGACAGAGUGGUCACCAUUGACAACGGGAGUCAGGAUGAAAUAUGGGGGCAAGCUACCUCGCUGUUGGGGCAACUUGGUCCAGUUGCCGUGUUUAACGAUGUUUUAAAAGACACACAACUUAAAUCCAUGUAUGCGGCAGGCCCUGAUAUGUGGCAAACCAACCGAACUACUGAUUCCCCGUUUGAUGACGUUCCACCAUCAAAGAUUGUGCUUUACUAUGAAGCUAAGGCUUGCUACAGACACACAUGUAGGGAUCUAUCUUCUAAUGAACCUCCAAGGAAUGGAACACUCACUGGCCAUAAGAUAUUUACAUGGGAUGUAAAGGAUUCCAUUAACUGCAUAGGAGGUGUAAAGGUGCUCACUCCUUUGUUAGAAGUUAUCCACUCAAGGUACAUGAAUGACAUGAAUUCAGCUGAGAAGAAAAAUGAGGAUUACUGUUUGGAUGACUCAUUUGAAGUUGGCAUCUUGGCCAACGCCCCUACUUCAAACCCUGUUCGUAACUUCCUGACCAUGUUGACCAACUUCACCACUAGUAGCAGCUCAUUGAAAGGAUUCCAUUCAAUAAACUCUGAAAUGAUGAUCAAGAGUUCAACUAUCGCUACAAUUGGCGCUCUGCUACAAAAGCUUCCUGUAAGUUUAUUGGAUUCUGAACUCCUAUCAUCUUUACAACACAUGGUACAAACAUCAAGAUCUUAUAAAAGCACAGGGAAUGCCAUUCUUAUGGAUGUUUAUCAAUAUCUACUGUUUGAUUUCCGCAUCUGGUGUCUGGUUGGUCCUGAUCUACAAUACGAACAUAUUCAAUAUCUAUCCACGCUCAUUAAAGAGGAGAAGAAGGAUUUCCGAUCAACUUUUGGCGUUCAAUAUUUUCUUGAUGUUAUUAAGACUUACUACUGCUCUCCUGAUCCGGAUGUAGACGAUGUCAAUGCUCGCAACAUCCGAUCCUCCCUGCUAGGAUUAAUCAAGUAUUACAUCACUGAUGAUGUCACCAUGGAUGAGGUCAUGGCGUUGUUGAAUUUUAUCUCAACGGCAAAAAGUUCGAAUGAAAUGCAGAUAUGUGAGAUUUUGAACCUACUCAAAUCACUAUGGAUGUGCCAAUGUCGCGACCAGCUAUGUACAUUACUAUGCGAACCAAGAUGUGCUUCUUGUUUUUAUGCUUUACUUGGAAUCCCUGAUUUUCCUGACAAAGUCAGAAUAGGUGUAUGUGAGUUCUUCAUUUUAUUAUUCAAAGCUCGUAAAGUUGGUGAAAAACAUAAAAACCUUCUAAAACAAACCUCUGUUGGAUUACAUGGGAUAUUGUGGCAACUACAAGAUGCCGGAGUGUCGCCUCAACUUGCUGCGUUAUGGGUGGAUAUUGCUGUCGAAAUUGAUUGUGACAGCGCUACUUUCAUUGCAAUUCUUCAUUUACUUCAUGAAAGCACAGCUGCUGUGAAGAAAUAUGCUUGCCAACGAUUUCUAACUUUGGCUUAUUCCAAAACUUCAUUUCUAACCGAUUGUGCCAAGCAAAAGGAUUGGCAGAAAACCAUGGCGAGGUUGUUUAUAUUGGAGCCUGACCGUACCUCUCAAUAUCAAGGGCGAUUAACGAGUUGUCCAUCAGACCUUGAUCUUUCAAACAUAGAAAUCAACGACGUUUCGGAGACUGAUGGUUCAGUUGCUGCUUAUGGUUCCAACUUAGACAACUCAUCAAUUACAAAACUACCUUCUGAAAACUUGAGUGAAUUUCCCUCAUCUGUGUCACUGGGCCAGCUAUCAUCUAAGCAUCGACCUAAUGAGCUCCACCUACCCUCAGUAGGGUCGCUGUAUGACCCCAUGACCCUUUCACCUACGUUUGACCUCUCACCUCAUGAGAUGGGAAAGAAACACAGCAUAUCUAACGGAUCGGCUGUAUUCUCUGACUGCGACACAAUAAAUGAAUAUGUGGUGGUUAAAUGUAAUGGAACGAAACUUGAAGGCGAUCUUGUUGACCUGCUUGUUGAAGGUGUCUUCCUUCUUAUGUGGAGGGGUGUUAAAGGAUCUUCAAAGGCAGCUUGGAUGGAGCGAGGUCAGAUGCUUGCUUCACUUACCAACAUAGCUGAAUGCUACACGCUUAUAUGCGACUGUGACAAAAUAAAGGGAUCUAUCCUCGAACAUUGCGUGGAAGCCGCGUUAAGCGAUAUGAGGGAAGUUAAUUAUUCAAAAGAUGCUGAGUCGUCGGAAAAUGGUGCCGAGCUCAUCAGGUUUAUUUACGACUUUCUUGAAAACGAGGGAGAGAAGAAUUUGGAUUUGUGGACUGGGAAGCUUAUGGAGAAUUUGUAUGCCUUGUAUGAUGCUAUGUCUGUAUGGGAGGUCAACCUUGUACAAGGCAGUGAAUGGAAGGAGAUGGCCAGCAUUGGGUUGAAACUUCUCAUCGGUUGCAUUAAAACAAACAACCUUGAAAUAGUUGCUAUGGCUUCAGCUAAACUUCAUAACCUCAUCCAUUCACGAGAACCAGCUUCAACUAAAGAAGUUUGUUAUUUAUUGGAAGGUCUUCAUGAAUCUGUGUGCCAUAGUAUAGUAGAGGAUAGCAACGUGAAGGAAUUCGUGGUGCCACUUAUUCGAGAUCUGCUUGAUAAAAACUUUGAGAGGUUAACCAUGGGACCUUACCUAUCCGAGCUACCCCCUACCACUGGCAGUCAUCGGUUCUUUGAUGAUUUCUUGGAAUAUUGUCAAUCGAAUGAAUGGACCACGUUCAUAUCUGCUUGUGUUGAACCCAACUCAUCUGAGUACAUCACACAACAAUAUUCCGAACUUUCAACCUCCAUGAAGAUUUUUUGGGAACGAGCGAUGGAGCAAUGUAACGUUGAUCACCACACUAGGUGGCGAGAGAGAGGGGAGAUGAGGCUUCGCUUCAAAGCUCAAUUUGAAUCGGAUUUUUUCGCUCAACGUGAAAGUGAGGAAGAUCGUCAAAGUAAGAAUAGUAAGUCGCUGUACAACCAGAUGGUGGCAGUGUUGAGACAGUGGAGGGCUGCAAAGAGGUUCCUCGCAAGUGAACGGGGAUUGUGGAGGGAAAGAAACCCAGGUCCAACAUAUUGGAAAUUAUCAAACAAUGAAAAUUUCUCUCGCAUGCGUCUUAAACUUACCGAGAAUUAUAACUUCGAUCCACACGAGGCCGCUAGUAGAUUACGAGACAAUCUUGCCCCCAACGAAAUAAAAGACAACCCGACCCAGGAAACCACUCUAGUACCCCCUAGUGCCGUGUUAUCAUCAUCAGAGUCAUCGAAGGAAGAUGAUGGGGUGGGAGACGAGGAUUGGAGUAUGCUUGCUCCUAAUGCAAAUAAUCUUAUGGAGGAACAAUCCACGAAAGAAAAGUUGGUGUUGACGGCUGAAUGUCACCUUGUUACGUUGAUGGACAUCGUUCAAGGGAAACUUGAGAUAUCAACCACUCAUGUUUAUUUCUAUGAUAAAUCAACAGCCACUGAUGAAGAUUCCAUGAAAGCAGGUGCAGAGAUGGGAAUGGACUUUAAAUGGUCGCUCUCUCAGUUACGUGAAGUGCAUUUCCGUAGAUAUAAUUUACGCAAGAGUGCAUUGGAGUUAUUUCUGAUCGACCAAACCAACUAUUUCAUCAACUUUGAACAUCCGAACAUUAGACAUACUGUGUAUAAAGCUCUGUUGAGUGUGAGACCUCCUAACCUGCUCUACUACGGCACAAGGACACCUCAGGAGCUGCUGAAGGCUUCAGGUUUAACACAGAAGUGGGUACAAAGAGAAGUGAGCAACUUUGAUUAUCUCAUGCAACUCAACACCAUAGCUGGUCGAACAUAUAAUGAUCUCAGUCAAUACCCAGUGUUUCCAUGGAUAUUAACAGACUACACAUCUGAGAAACUUGAUCUUGACAAUCCUGACAUUUAUCGAGAUUUAUCAAAACCUAUCGGGGUGCUGAAUGAAAAGAAUGAAAAAGCGAUUCGAGACAGAUACGAUCAGUUUGAGGACCCGGUUGGAGUGAUCAAGAAGUUUCACUAUGGUUCCCAUUACUCUAAUGCAGCCACUGUGUUGUUUUACAUGCUACGUAUGGAGCCAUUCACAACGUUACAUAUACAACUGCAGGGGGGAAGAUUUGAUUUAUCUGAUCGUCAGUUCCACAAUUUACCAGCUACGUUCCAAGCCAUGUACGAGACAAGCAACGAUGUGAAAGAACUUAUACCAGAGUUUUUCUAUUUGUCCGAAUUCCUGGUUAAUUCCAAUGAUUUUGACUUGGGCAAGUUACAAUUCUCCAAAGAAACUGUGAACGACGUCGUUUUACCAAAGUGGGCAAAAUCUGCAACAGAUUUCACGUUUCAGCACAGGAAAGCAUUGGAAUCUGAUUAUGUUUCAAACAAUCUUCACCAGUGGAUUGAUUUAAUAUUUGGUUACAAACAAAGAGGGGAAGAAUCAGUGAAAGCUUGUAAUGUAUUUUACUACUGCACGUAUGAAGGAGCUGUUGAUUUGAACGCCAUUUCCGAUCCCAUUCACCGCAAAGCAGUGGAAGGAAUGAUCAACAACUUUGGUCAAACUCCCACCCAGCUCCUGUAUGAUCCUCAUCCGCACAGGAUGACGAGGGAAGAAGCUGAGAAGAAAGUUGCCGGGAGGAUCAUGUCAACGCUUAAUGUUGGGGAUGUAAGAGCUCCCAAUGUACUCGAACAACCGGAUCAGUUAAAGGCUUUCUUUGUUGAGAUAAUGGAGAACAGCAAUGACCCGCUUAUCUACGUGAGUGUUCCAAAGAACCAAUCACAUUCAUUCAUGCAAUCUGGUAUGCCUGAUGCCAUGGUUACCGUGAGUGAAAGUGGCGUGAUAGGAACUCAUGGUUGGCUACCAUAUGAUCGCAGUAUCACCAAUUAUUUCACAUUUGAGAAAGAUCCAGCUGUUGGCCACAGUCGACUACAGAAAUCAGUGAAAGGUUUAUGGUCACCUGGUCUCCAUCUAUCUGCCAAUCUAUUCCUUGUAACGCAUGAUGCCAAGUAUUUAUUCGUGGGUGGAUACUGGGACAACAGUAUUCGAAUCAUGACCAUAAAAGGGCGUACCAUCACGUGCUUGGUCCGACAUCUGGAUGUGGUGACAUGUCUAGCAUUGGAUCACGGUGGAACGUCCAUGAUAUCAGGAUCAUAUGAUACGACAAGCAUCAUAUGGAAGGUAAACCAACAGAGUGGUGCAGCUAACAACAUCGGAGCCCAACCCUUGCAUAUAUUAUAUGGUCAUGAAGAUGUAGUUACAUGCGUGGUCGUUAAUUCAGAACUCGAUGUUGCUUUGUCGUCAUCCAAGGAUGGCACAUGUGUGAUACACACGGUGCGCAAAGGUCACUAUGUGCGCACCAUACGCCCGAUAUCAAACAACCCCCAACACUUCACUGUUCCUUCCAUUGCGUUAUCUGAAGAAGGGAAGAUUGUUCUUUAUGCGAGGAGUAAGAAGGAAUGUGGGGAGGAAAAACAUUUCCUACAUCUUUAUUCGAUAAAUGGACGACAUAUUGCUCUCGACUGCUUGGAGUCUAGGUUAGGUCACAUGACUGUGUGUGGAGAGCACUUAGUGACCGGCGAUGUGCAUGGGGUUCUCAUCGUUCGUGAGUUAUUCAGCUUUUGUGAAAUCUCUCGCCUUUCUCUCUACCGACCAAUCGCGUGUGUUUACGUCACGAAGGGAAUGACGCACAUCCUCGCAUGUUUACGUGAUGGUAAGCUUAUUAUAGUCGGGGUGGACAAGCCCGCCAAAGCUAGGGGGCUUUUCAACACGUAACGAUGACGUCGCAGUCUUGUUUUCACUAUUUGAUGACGUCACACAUUACGUAAGCACUCGAAACGUAACCGAACCAGGGAAUUUAAUCGACCAGCAACGGCUGCAUGAACACCAACCACGUAUGUGUAAAACUCAUUAUUUUUCAUUGUGUUACGAAUGCACUUACGUACCCAUUUACCGCGCAAUCAUAUUAACGAGGAGCCGUAGCGGUCGGUUUCCAAAACCCACGAUUUCAUAUUUUCAAACUUUUAUUCUUUUGUUUUUUCGCAAUGACGUCAUGUGAGCAAACUGACGUCACUGAUGACGUCAUACCGGUUGAAGUAUUCACCUAUCUAUUGUAACUCAUUCCUUUUUAGAAUCAUUUUUUUACAAUUUUAACCACAGUGUGUAUACGAUGACGUAACACAGUCACUUGAUGACGUAAUACCUAUCACGUAACCGACUAUAGAUGACGUAUUGUUUAUAGGGUUAAAAAUUAUUAUACUACGAUUUAAGUUUAAGUUGCCACGUUGAACGUAAAAUAAUUACAAUCAAAAGUUAAUUAAAUCUCAAAUCAGCAUUUACUUAUCUGCACCAAAUGAAUAUGUGACGUACAUACUUAGCCAAAUAUUAAGCAUACAAUGCACUAUAUAUACCAACCAACUAAAUUGUUAGUGCAAUAAGAUACAAAAUGGCGGUUCUUGCUUUUAUUGUGGCCUUAAUGUUGAUAACGUUAUAUUUGCACGAGGGUACGCGGUACAAUGCCUUUCAAUGCAACCUGCGUUUCGUGUUUAUGAUGCAUAUUAUUAUUAUUUAUUGUGGAGAUGUAAUAUAUAUAAUAAAUGCAUUCAAUAUCGCU
Molecule: messenger RNA, 8927 nt
Organism: Ciona intestinalis (vase tunicate)
Lineage: Eukaryota; Metazoa; Chordata; Ascidiacea; Phlebobranchia; Cionidae
Source: RefSeq, a predicted model, not a curated record